AUGUCCGAGCAGGUCUCGCAGGGCACCACUGAGAAGUUCGAGCCAUCGAGCAUUUUCGGCCAAAAGACCAACGAAUUUUCCAACAUCAUGAACAUGGCGCAGCUGGCGCAGUUUGGUGUUACCUCGCCCCUGUUGGUGAAACCUCCGGUCCCAUUUGAUAGCCCCUUUGCCAUCGCGUCGCUGACAAAAGCAGACAACAAAGAGGAGCGAAGAGAGGAGAAACCAGUUAUGCACGAUGCGGCACCGUCUGUGUCCGAACAACGAGAUUCGUUGAAUAUCUCAGACGAUGGUGGCGAGAGCCCAGACGAGAACGGGAAAAGAAAACAGCGAAGGUAUCGAACAACAUUCAGUGCUUAUCAGCUUGACGAACUCGAGAAGGUUUUUGCUCGCACACAUUAUCCAGAUGUGUUCACAAGCUACCGUAUUCUUGGAUGGACGGAGAAUGCUACUCGACUUUGGCUCUCACUUUUGGCGCUUAAACGAAUCUAUUUACAUCUCUGA
Molecule: messenger RNA, 501 nt
Organism: Strongylus vulgaris
Lineage: Eukaryota; Metazoa; Nematoda; Chromadorea; Rhabditida; Strongylidae
Source: the annotation of a GenBank genome assembly